AUGGGUUCCCGCAUAAUUCUUCUGUCUGCGCUCCUUCUCGCCAUAGGCGGCGCCGCCGCCGCCGGCAGUAGAUCUUGGAAAAUCGCCACCGUGGUUGACCAGGCGGACAAGUGCGCCGGCCGCCGGAUCCACAUUCGCCGACUGCCGGCCAGAUUCAACGAGGAACUCCUCCGCAACUGCUCCGCCUAUUCCCCCGCCUACGACGAUUUCUGCCCUUACCUCGCCAACAAUGGCCUCGGCCAGAAGACCUUUAACCACUCCCGCUCCUGGUACCGCAGUGACCCGGCGGUGCUGGAGCCCCUCUUCCAUAGCCGCCUGCUCGAGUACCCAUGCCUGACCGACGACCCCUCCGCUGCCGACGCCGUCUUCCUCCCUUACUACACCGCCAUCGACGCCCUCCGCUACCUCUACGGCCCCUUGUGCAACUCCUCCUUCGAGCACGGCGUCGAACUCUUCGAUUUCCUCCUCCGGGACGAUCCCGGCAUAUGGGCUCGCCGGGGAGGGCACGACCACUUCCUGGUCAUGGCGGGGCCGGCGUGGGACUUCUCCCAGAGCCCCGCAGCCGAUCCCCCGAUCUGGGGCACCUCCUUCCUGGAGCUGCCAGAGUUCUACAACCUGACGGCGCUGGUCUUCGAGUCCAGGUCCUGGCCAUGGCAGGAGCAGGCGAUCCCUUAUCCGACGUCCUUCCACCCGGCGAGCCUCCCCCGCCUGGAGAUCUGGCUUGGCCGGGCCAGGCGGUCGCGGCGGCCGACGCUGAUGAUGUUCUCCGGCGGCGGCGGCGGCGGCGGCGGCGGCGGCGGCGGGACAAACUCGCCGCCCAACAUCCGGCGGAGCAUCCGCGCAGAAUGCGAGAACCGCACGGCGCUCUGCGAGUUCGUCGACUGCUCCAAUGGCGUCUGCGAGCACGACCCCAUUAGAUUUAUGCGGCCGAUGCUGCGGUCGGUCUUCUGCCUGCACCCGCCGGGGAACACGCCGACGAGGAGGGCUACCUUCGACGCCAUGAUCGCCGGCUGUAUUCCGGUGUUCUUCCAGGAGGAUUCGGCGAGGUCGCAGUACGGGUGGCACCUGCCGGCGGCGGAGUACGAGCGAUUCUCCGUCCACAUCCCCAAGGAGGAGGUGGUGGCGAGGGGGCUGAGCAUCGCCGACGUGCUGCUUGCCAUUCCGAGGGCGGAGGUGAGGAGGAUGAGGGAGCGCGUGCUAGAGCUGGCCCCGCGAGUGAUCUACCGCCGGCACCAGAGCUCGGAGGAGCUCCGAUCGAGGAAGGACGCCUUCGACCUGGCAGUCGAAGGCACGCUGCGGAAGAUCAAACGGCGGCUGCGAUCUCUGCAAGAAGGUGAGGUGGAGCUCUCUGCGGCUCUGUGA
Molecule: messenger RNA, 1362 nt
Organism: Spirodela intermedia
Lineage: Eukaryota; Viridiplantae; Streptophyta; Magnoliopsida; Alismatales; Araceae
Source: the annotation of a GenBank genome assembly